AUGCCUGGGGUCCGCACGGGCAUGGAAGUCAGCAACACCCAUCGCGGCGCUGCCAAACAACCAAACAACGACAGCAUUGCAGUGCAGUCUGCUGUCAAAGACGAGGACGGCAAUGACGACAUCUUCGCAGAAAGCGACAGCGACGAUGGGUACGAGUACAAACCGCGACCAAAGCUGCCACAGCCCAAUGUUCACAUGCGAAGCUUGGGAAGUCUGAUAAAGGAACUGGAGAGCGGUGCGAUCGAUGUCGACCCGGAAUAUCAACGUGAGGUUGUCUGGACAGCCGAUCAAAACUACUACAUCCCACCCAUUAUUCUGAAUAAGAAACGGAUUAAUGGAACAGAUGGUACACCACGUGACGUUCUUGUCUGCGUGGACGGAAAACAACGACUUUCCUCUGUCAGGGCAUUCGUCAAAGGCAUGAUUCCUUGCCAUGAUCACAAAGGCGAAAAGUGGUGGUUCUGUGAGACGCCUAGCAAUAAACGCAAAAAGGUGCUUCCUUCGGACAUUCAAAAGUCCUUCUUGGAAAAAGACUUUGUGGCCUUUCAGUUCGCAGAGCUUACGCCAGUACAAGAAGAAGACCUUUUCGCUAGGGUCCAAAUGGGUGUGCAGCUCACUUUAGCUGAGAGGAUGCGCGCGAAACAAGGCCCAUGGCAAGAACUAGCGAAGCUUUUCGUGGAAGACUUCCCUAUGAUCUACGACUUGAUGAAGGAUCGAGCUCGAGCGAAGGACUUCCAACUCACUCUGUCUUGCUUCAGCCAAAUUCUGGAAAGUUUAAUCCCAAAGUUGCUGAACAACACCGGCGCUGUAGACGAUGCGCUCAAGUCACAUCUUGCAAGCGUCUGGACCACCUUCAAAGACCUUAUUGCCUUAGAUCCCGACACUUUCACGAAUGCCGACAGGCAUUUGAGUGGUGUACAAACCUUUGCGCCCAUCGAAAUGGUGGCCGUCACCGUCCUUAUCUCUAUGUAUUCGGAAACGCGCAACAAUGAACUAUUGCUAGGCGAUAUCAGAGCGCUCCGAGAAGCCUUUCGCGAGCAGUUUAAGGACCUUCGAUUGUCUGCGCCAAUGUGGAAGUUUGCCUGGGACUUUAUAGAAAACCUGGAGGGAAUUCGAGCCGACGCCGUCUACUUCAAGAACGAAAACACUAUCAUCUCCUACUUCCGCCGUUUCGAGGAAAAGGGUAGCACCCUUGGACAAGCCGCUGUCCAUACUGCCACCACGCGAUUCGAUCAUCGCAAGGGAGGAGACACAACCUAUGCCCACAGCACCGAAGCGACAGCGGACUGA
This is a messenger RNA of Alternaria infectoria, 1290 nucleotides long. RefSeq lists its product as uncharacterized. Bases 1 to 1290 code for a protein of 429 amino acids. NCBI's taxonomy places the organism in Eukaryota, Fungi, Ascomycota, Dothideomycetes, Pleosporales, Pleosporaceae. The record is from RefSeq and is a predicted model, not a curated record. The transcript is spliced from 7 exons.